Arachis duranensis is the source of this 795-nucleotide messenger RNA. RefSeq lists its product as uncharacterized. The record is from RefSeq and is a predicted model, not a curated record. The coding region runs from base 223 to 795 and encodes 190 amino acids. NCBI's taxonomy places the organism in Eukaryota, Viridiplantae, Streptophyta, Magnoliopsida, Fabales, Fabaceae. The transcript has a single exon.
CGAGUUUCCACUUUGCUGGAAAAGAGAGCAGAAUCAACUCUUCCAGACAAAACAAAGAAAACCAUGGACUGACCCCAAAGCCCUAUGGGCGACGGGUCUUAAAAACAUGGUGCUCAUAGCCGACACCACAGUAAAACCAAAAAGGCAAAAACAAAUAUAUAAACACCACCCCCUAUCCCUUACUCUUCUUGCUUCAAACUCAUCCAAUAAUCUUUCAUCACUAUGUGUAGGUCACCCGAUUACCCACCAUUUUCAAAGGAUUCGAAACAUUCAGAUCCACUCACAAUCACAGCUUUCUAUGUUCUCGUUCACCCUUCACUGUUCGAAUUCCAAGACCAUGAACCCGAUUUCCUGACUCUCCUCCUCAAUCCAGCAGCUACUACCAUUUCUCUCCGUAGGAUACGGCUUCCCAAUCAUGAAUUUGUAUACGCAAGCAAGCAGAAUGUGCGAGCCACGACCAACGUUAUGAGGUUUCAACUCUUCGAUGGGAAAACCAAGCUCUUGAAAGGGGCUAUAAGGAUAGGAGAGGACAAGUGCGAGGUGAUCCCUUCAAUUUUAGGGGCGGAGAUUUGGGUUUCUAUUGCAACAAAAUCUGCUAAGACGGUUUGUAACAACAAAAAUAUGAUCAAGAAGAAGUCAAAGUUAGAGGACAUUCCAGAGGAGGCAGAGCUUCGUGCUGAUGAUGGAGAUAAUCCAGAAAUAAAAGAAGCCGCCAUACACUUGGAAAUGGAUUUGGAAGUACUGAGGAAAGCCAUGGACAUGGUUUUUUUUUUUUUUUUUACAUGUCUAAUUUGA